GCCCAAAUAUUUCUAGUAUAGUCAUGUCUUAUACUAGCAUCAUACUAGUAUCAAACAAUCUUAUAUAUAACCCAGUACCUACAGAAGAGUUUAAUACCAUAGUAGUAGUUGCUUUCACAGAAAAAACCUCAUCUACCAACAACAAUACUCUUCUAUUAAACAACCCAAUACCUAUAGAUACUAAUGAAUACUCUAAUGA
This is a messenger RNA of Dentiscutata heterogama, 199 nucleotides long. The record is from the annotation of a GenBank genome assembly. NCBI's taxonomy places the organism in Eukaryota, Fungi, Glomeromycota, Glomeromycetes, Diversisporales, Gigasporaceae.